Messenger RNA from Trypanosoma rangeli, 1347 nucleotides. RefSeq lists its product as uncharacterized. Gene Ontology annotation, molecular function: RNA binding. The transcript has a single exon. The record is from RefSeq and is a predicted model, not a curated record. NCBI's taxonomy places the organism in Eukaryota, Euglenozoa, Kinetoplastea, Trypanosomatida, Trypanosomatidae. The coding region runs from base 1 to 1347 and encodes 448 amino acids.
AUGGGCCUUCUUGAGGAUGGGAGGCUUGCGUUGUAUCAACGCUUCCCCGAGGGGUCUGUGCUGUACGACCCCAGCGAUCUGCCGCCCCGUGAGGUGCCUAUUUCCAGCGAUGCUGCGGAAUACGGUGUGACGGCCUCUAAAUUGGUUCCGUACAGCCACUAUGAGGCGUACCUCCCGGACCCCGUCACAGGUGAGUUGCAUGCAAUUACCGGCGAAAGCGUUUGUAUCUACGUGACAAAUCUUCCCCCAAACACAACGGCAGUAAUGCUGGGACGGUUCUUUGAGGCAUUGGACAUGAUUGUAGAAGCGGAUGUCUUCACAACACCGUCGGGGGAAUGCACGGGAAGAGGCUGGGUGGUUUUUCAGGACCCCUCAAAACUACUACUGGUCCCUCCCGUGCUGGAGUUUUUUCCGCAUGUAUUCAUUUAUACCGCUCUUAGCGACAAGGUUCCUGCGCGGACGAUACUUACAACAUCUUUUUUUUCAGCGAUGCUGCAUCCUUGCGCCGACGUUGUUACUGCCGCUGAACCCAGGCUCAAUUAUGCUCGCGAUGGCAGCCAUAGGAGGAUCAAUGGCAAAGCAUCCGGAAACGUGCCCAGGCCGCCAUCUACGCUGGCUUCAUUAGUGGCCAAUAGAAGUUCAUACUACUUUGUUGCCUUUAUUCGGAAGGAUGAAGUUGAGAGAUCGGUGAAAGAAGGCGUGUUUUGGACGACUUCGGCGAAUCGAAGUGCCUUUUACUCAACGCUGGAUAGAGGACCUGUGAUUAUCAUAUUUGUGCUGCGGGAGUACCCGGCCAUAUUUGGCUACGCGUUUUUGCUUCCACCGGGGAACCAUGACACGGACGGCACAUCGGCUUGCCCUGUAGAAUGGGUGAAACAUCAUGUGUUUCUGAAGGAGCACGACAUAAUAACAAUUCCAAGUAUACCAAUAUUCAGAAUGGGUGAUGGUGUGCCUUUGAAACCGGAGAUUGGCGAAAGCAUAUGUCAAUUGGCAGAGCAGUACCCAUCUCUUCCCGCUGUGCCAGAACGAUUAGGUCAGCCGCCGCCCAACAACGGCCGGCAUUUGGGGCGUGGUGGCGGCAUUGUCGCUCUUGGCGGCAACAAGGCGGACUUUGGUGGCUUUAACGCUGUGGAUGGUGGGGGCGUCGUUCACCCAAUCGGCGAUAGAGAACCAUUACUGCCCGGCGUUAGCACAAUGUCGCCGCCCUACCCACUGGGAACACGUCCGCCCACAAGAGGCGGUCAUGUGAUGAAUGGUAGGAUUCCCCCACGGCGGCGUUCAUACAAUGAUCAUCCCAACGCCUACUCAGGCUACAGCGGUGGUAGUCUGCUCCCGCGAAAGGUGUAG